Messenger RNA from Alosa alosa (allis shad), 3452 nucleotides. Its product is annotated as cytospin-A-like. NCBI's taxonomy places the organism in Eukaryota, Metazoa, Chordata, Actinopteri, Clupeiformes, Clupeidae. Gene Ontology annotation, molecular function: protein binding. The transcript has 12 exons. The record is from RefSeq and is a predicted model, not a curated record. The coding region runs from base 259 to 2052 and encodes 597 amino acids.
CUCCACUGUAGCCAACUAGCGUGUGGUUAUAGUCACUGAGCUGGUUACUGACUUUGGGGAGUGGAAGGUGUUGUCUGUCCUGUUCAUAUUAUAUAGAUGGAGAGAGCAGGACUAGAGAGACUCAUCAUAGAAUCAUAGAAUAUGAGCGCCCUCACACAACGUCCGGCGGAAAAGUGAAAGCCUUCCCUCUUCAGAGGACAGCAGAGCACCAGGCAAGAAGUACCCAGUUGAACCUUACCACUUUUGUUGCAGGGACUCAUGGGUAAUUUCGCUGGAAAGGAUGGCUUUGGCCCCUCAGGAUCGCACUUUGAUUUCUUCCAGACCCCUCCCUCCUCCCCCAGUGCGCCGGACCUCCCAGGGAUGUCCCGGCCGUCCCUCUCCUUCUCCGCUCCGCCGUCGCCCACGGAGACCGCAUCUGGGGUUGCCCCGGCGACAGCCUCCCUAAGCCAGGCGGAGGAUGCCCUGCUGGCUGAAGAAGCCGCUGCCGCCGCAUUGGAGCCAUCUACGGACUGGGGCAGCGCCUCUCCCCGGGCGGAGGUUGGUCCACUUCCCCUUGUCUGGCCAGAGGGGAGGAGUCCGGCAGGGGCCGCAUCCAGAAGCGUCAUCGGUGAGCCUCCGGAGAGAGUGGUCACUGGUGCCAUGGAGAUGGGUGGUGGGGUCAUGGAGGGCAUGAUGACGGAGGGUGUGGCCAUGGCACUCCUGCAGCUGCUGGAGCAGCACCGGGCAGUGCUGGGCAUCUGCACCGGGCAGGACGGCGUAGUCGAGGUCUUAGGUGUUCUAAAGAGACUGGUGCUGGAGAGGGCAGAGUUCAUAGAGGAGGUUCAGAGCCUCAAGAGGACUCUAGAGUCAGAGAGGAGUGAGUGGCUGCAGUUCCAGUCCGACCUGCAGGUGGCAGUAGCAGUGGCCGACCGGCUUCGCGUGGAGGCUGAGGAGAGCGCCAGGGAGCUGCGUUUGGGCCAGCAGGAGGCGACAGAGCGCCUGGAGGCCACACGGACGCUGCUGCGGCAGGCCGAGAGUGACCUCAAGGCUCUGAGGACCCAGCACGCCGAGACCUGCCAGCGCCUGGAGCAGGAGCAGCUCAGGGCCCAGAGCAGACAGUCACGGCUGGACAAGAGCACCCAGACCAGGGCGGCAACAGUGGAGACAGCAGAGGCCAGGCCACCAUCCAGGAUACCAGCGCAAGACUCUGGGAGCGGCCGAACGAGUGGACGGGAGAAAGCAGAAGGGGGUGAUGGAGACGGAGAUGGAGAGAGAGAUGGAGAGAGAGGCGGAAAAAAGACGAGGGAGGAGAUGGAGUCGAGGAGCGAGAGGGGGAGGCCAGGGGAGGGGUCGGCAGGUGAAGGAGAGGUGAGGGCGUGCGGGAGGGGAGUGGUGGAUUACGGCAGGAGGACUCUGCCAGGGUUCGGACUGAAGGAUCCGCGGAAGAUCGUCAUGCUGUCUGAGAGGUCCAGGAGCCUCUCCCGGCUGCCCCUUCCAUCGGAGUCGCCCCAUGGCGGUGGUGUUGGCUUCACCCAAACAGCGUCGGACGUGGUGGGACCUGCUAGCCAGAGUCAAGAGCCGGGGAGAGAUGUGGGGAGAGGAAGGAGACUGGACCUACUCCUGCAACGCCAAGACAGCUGGUCCAGUUUUUACACAAGUAAACCAGAUGAUGACCAAAGCAUUGAUGUGUCUUCAGUCAGUAAAAUAAGGCCUGACGAUAGCUUCAGUAUGCUGCUGCGUCGUCAUGGCGGAUCCAGGAGGAACUCUCUCCUACGCUGGUGUCAGAGACGAACUCAGGGCUACAAGAACAUUGACAUCACGAACUUCAGCACUAGCUGGGAAGAUGGCUUAGCCUUCUGUGCGGUCUACCACACCUACCUCCCCACGCAUAUACCUUACAGCACACUCAACCCAGAUAAUAAGAGGGAAAAUCUGGAUCUGGCAUUUAGGACUGGAGAAAGUGUGGGAGUAGCAGCUACAUUGACGGCAGAAGAGAUGUUGAGUGCGGGGGGACCAGACUGGCAGAGAGUUCUAGAAUACGUGGAGAGUAUGUUCCGUCACUUUGAGAUGUGACGUGACGAGCGUGCUCUGAAACCUCUUCACACCACGUGAACCACGUCUCUUUUCUCUCAUCUCAUUCUUUUCUUCAAGUGAAGUAAAAUUAUAUUGAUGUUUCGUUGCACUUUGGAGCAGCCUGCUGGCUCGAUAUGGGAACUGUCUACUGUUGGCCAAAGCAAGCGAGCAAGGACUCUUGUUCUGAAGCCUGAGACUUCCGUCUGGAGUAAAAGAUACUCUACUCAAUAGAACUGUAACAAAGAUGUUUCUUGAAGGCACUUUAUUUUGAUGCACUGUGAUGGUUCUGCAUUUGUAAAUAGUCAGAGGAAUUGUGGGCUCUAAGUUAUUUUCUCACUGUCCUAAUGGAUAAACAUUUCACACAUCCAACCAAAAGUAAAUAUUCCUUCUAAUGAUUAUAAAGACAGACAAUCAGUAUCCUCAACAACAACAAAAAAACAGACCCUGCCUCGUGGGCAGCUGUUUCUUUCUGUCAAUGUUUCAUACUGACACCUGAAACACCCCUGAUUUGGAGCCAUAUGACAAUACUCAUAUGCAAUGUGAACCUGCCUUAUUUUUUAUCAUUUGUGGAAAACUAUUAUUCCUAAUCAUGGCACAAGGCAUUAUAUAUCCUGCAACCAAAUUAUAGUGCUGUUUGGAAAUAGAUAAUAAAGUGAUGUGCUUAAAGGUGCAGUCAGCUGCACAAUUUCAAGCCCAUAAAAUGUUUUUGUCACAUUCAGCAAUCAUCUCCUCACGACCCAACAGCUGCCCAUUUCAGUGAGUACACUGUAAAAAACAGUCUAUAUGCAGCAUAGGCUCCAAAAAUGGCAAACAAACAAAGUGGGGGCAGCCUAUACCCCAAACAAAAACCUGCGUGGAGUUUCUCUGAAUACUGAAGGGAGGGCUGAGUUACCUCCCUGCGUUUCAUUUGGUCCUUGGUUAAAAUAGGCUAAUGUUUUGGAAAAAAGCGUCUGCUCAUAAUUUUAAAUAAUAAACACAAACAAACAGGACUUCCUGCACAAUCCCUGACUGCACCUUUAAUAAACAGACAGUGGGAGAGGGAAGAACAUUUGUGGUGGGUGGGUGGGGGUAUUUUUAUGGAGAUUCUACACUACAGCAUAGGCUACAAGUAAGCUUACAAGACUUCCUGACAAGAUGUGACAUUUUGCUUAUUUUAGAAAACAUACUCAUAAGGGUGACAUUACAACUGUAAUGGAUUAUAAGUGACUUCACUGAGCUUUGUUGUAGGCUAUGUAUUUUAUUUUCUUUGACCGAAUUAAAUGUCAAAUAAUUUUGGCUUGACCAUUUUUGCCUUGAGAUCAUUGUUACAUCAACCUUUCAGUAGGUGACAUGUAGGCCUAGGUUAGGCUAGCAUAGAGUAGGCCUAUCUGAAAUAGACAUUUACAAGCAUAGGCCUAUCA